GCUGGACUUCACUGAGAGCUGUGGGAGACACCCUGUCACUCAUUCACACCUUCAGCAAAGACACAGAGCAAAGAAAGGAUGCGUUGGCUGUGUGCGUUGGGCCUCUUGUCGGCUCUGCUGCAUCUGUCCACCUCCCUGCGGCUGGGAGCCUUCAACAUUCAGACAUUUGGAAAAGCAAAGAUUGAGAAGGUCGAAGUCAUGGACAUCAUCACCACGAUUGUCCAUCGUUACGACAUCAUUCUGAUCCAGGAGGUCAGAGACAGCGAUCUGACGGCCACCGAAAAACUCAUGGACCACGUCAACAAACGUUCGAUCGACUACAACUACACCGUCAGCGAGCCUCUGGGUCCCAACACCUACAAGGAGAGAUAUCUCUUCCUCUACAGGACUUCAAUGGUGUCCGUGCUGGACACAAACCAAUACCCAGAAGGCGGUGCCUUCACCCGCCCGCCCUACGCAGUCAAGUUCUCCUCCCCACACACCGUUGUGAAGGAGUUUGUUCUGAUCCCCCAACACACCACACCUACAGCGGCUGUAAAGCAAAUUGAUGCCCUCCGUGACGUGGUGGAUGAUGUCAUCACCAGAAUGGCAACCAAUAAUGUUGUGCUUCUGGGCGACUUCAACGCUGGCUGCACCUACGUGAAGGAAAGUGACUGGAAGGACAUCAGACUCUUCACGGAGGACAGAUUCCACUGGUUGAUCACCAACACGCAAUUCAGUUCAGUGAAAAAGGACUGCCCUUAUGACAGGAUUGUGGUCACCAAUGAGAUGAACAUUGGAGUGAAGCCCAACUCCGCUCAGGUCUAUCGCUUCGACAAGGUACCGGGUUUCCCCAAAUUGGAGGUUGUAAAUACAUCUUUAGUUUUGAUUCGUCUUAGUGACAAGAUUCACAUCAGAUGUAAUUUACAGAAGGCCUGGUGCAUCAAGAUGUGUCACCAUAUGAAUAAAUGAAGGAGUAGAAGGGACAUAGAACAUAGACUACGGCGUCCUUCGUAUUGAGGACGUAUGUGUGGUGUGAUCUCAGUUAGUGCUGAAUGCUGUCUUUGUCCCAAUGCACGGGGACAUCACUGUAGGGACAAGUUACAAGUGCUACAGACUCCAAAAGCUAAAGGGAAUGCGGCUGGUCUGGGAAUUCCAGGCAACCAAAGCAGACUGAAGGGAAUUUUCCCAGACCAGCUGAGCAACAGUUUGGUUCAGGACCACAGUUAAUAGUUGAUGGUAAGCAAAGCCAGUAAUGCAUUCAGUACUUCAGUGAUGGAAGUGAAAUAGGCUUUGAUGACUUACUGAGUCUAACAGAUCAUAAUAAACAAACUACUUUUCUGCCCAAUCGAGGGAAUCUUGCUGAAUCCGGACCAACUAGAAAUGGUGCCACAGGGGAAACCUACAACUAAGCUUUCUCUCCAUCU
This is a messenger RNA of Pungitius pungitius (ninespine stickleback), 1406 nucleotides long. Its product is annotated as deoxyribonuclease-1-like. Gene Ontology annotation, cellular component: nucleus. Gene Ontology annotation, molecular function: DNA binding; deoxyribonuclease I activity. The coding region runs from base 79 to 951 and encodes 290 amino acids. The transcript has 8 exons. Gene Ontology annotation, biological process: DNA catabolic process. NCBI's taxonomy places the organism in Eukaryota, Metazoa, Chordata, Actinopteri, Perciformes, Gasterosteidae. The record is from RefSeq and is a predicted model, not a curated record.